GAGUUCUCUGAUGGAGGCUACGGAUUGGGAAAGCUCUUCGGGAGGAGCUAGUGGUGAUGAUGAAAUUUACGAGCAAGAUGUAGAAGAUGAAGAAGAAUGUCUGUGUGCAUCUGGGAACAUGCGCAAGUUGCAAUUUAGGAAGCAUGCUUCAACUGCUCGAUGGAAUGAUCAAAUGGGAAUGGCAGAAGUUUUAGAGAACAGGGGUAGCCUUUGGACGACAACUGGCAUUGUACGUUGUGGCAAGAUUUAUUGCUCCUUUGAGGAAACUUUAUUUCUUAUGGAAGUUGGGGCCUUGCAUCUUCUGGAUCAUGAUAAUUCAAGUCUUUCUUUGAAAGAUGUAUAUAAGAAGGUAGCUGAAGGAAAAAACGGAUGUCUUUGGGAGCAGUUUGAGGUUUAUAGACACCUCAAGUCUCUUGGUUUCAUUGUUGGAAAGCAUAAAGUUCCUUGGUCUGUGAAGGGUGUUAGGAAUGGCAGUGACAUUUCUCCUCAAAGUUCUAUUGAGAACGAAGGAGCAUGGGAUUUGGAAUCAAAAGAUGAGAGGUCGAUCUCUGAACUAUUAAGUUCCAUUCAGCUCGAUCAAGUGAUGCCCAUUUUUGAUGUUUUUCUUCCACAUAGCAAGUUUAGAAAGUCUUCUCCUGGUGACCCAAAUUUUAUGGUCUGCUUGACCAGGGGAUAUCCACCUCCAAAGAAAGAUAUUGAGUUUCUUGAGAGAACAUCCAGAGGCAUUCAUAUAAAAUAUUGUCAUGUAGAACAUGGGCGUGUCUGUUUCUUUUCAUUUGAUAAGUUGGAGCUUCCUGUCUUACCUUAGGCAUUGUUGUGGAUUGGUCAUGUAAACUACUAUGGUAAAGCAUCCCUCUAGAGCUGAAGCUCUGCUAUUCCAAGAUUUACUUCUUUGGAUUUGUUUGGUAUGUGAUUUUAAAUCCUCUUUUAUGUU
Momordica charantia (bitter melon) is the source of this 934-nucleotide messenger RNA. Lineage: Eukaryota; Viridiplantae; Streptophyta; Magnoliopsida; Cucurbitales; Cucurbitaceae. The record is from RefSeq and is a predicted model, not a curated record.